Lingula anatina is the source of this 1607-nucleotide messenger RNA. Its product is annotated as mpv17-like protein. The record is from RefSeq and is a predicted model, not a curated record. Gene Ontology annotation, biological process: mitochondrial ribosome assembly. Gene Ontology annotation, cellular component: membrane; cytoplasm; mitochondrion. NCBI's taxonomy places the organism in Eukaryota, Metazoa, Brachiopoda, Lingulata, Lingulida, Lingulidae.
GCGAGAUUCAAUAUGGCAGCGUCCAUGAAAAGUAGACACGGAGACAACAGCAACAUUUGAACGUUGUUUUCUACAGAACAUACCUGCUGAACACAGAAGAUUGGUGCACUCGAAGAAGAUACUGGUAGUCAAGUGGUAGAGAAUACCUGAGUAACCAGGCUACUACACACACCUUGACAUGUCUUUUAUGAGGUCAUUAAAGUUUAUCCAACAAUGCUAUGUCAAGCAUCCAUUGAUAAGUAAUAUGGCAACUGUAUCUUUUCUUUAUGCCAGCGGUGAUAUCAGUCAACAGACCAUAAAGGGAGUUGACAAGUAUAACUGGGCCAAUACUGGCAGAAUCACCCUGUUGACAGGGAGUUUGUUUGGACCAUUUUAUACAGCGUGGUAUCCGUUUCUGGAGCGUGUCUUUCCUGGACGUUCUGCCCGAGCUGUACUGAAGAAAAUAGCUUGUGAUCAGGGAAUUGCUGGAGGGAUCCUGUUGAUGGUCUUUUAUGUGGGUUUGAGUGUCUUAGAGAGAAAGGAAAAUGUCUUUGAAGAAGCAAAACAGAAGUGGCCUAAAACUUUUCUGACUGGUUGUGUCUUUUGGCCUACGGUGCAGUCAGUGAAUUUUUUCUAUGUACCAACUUACCUAAGGACAGUGUAUGUGGCCUGCUGGUCCUUUCUGUGGACUAAUAUCCUGUGCUACCUCAAGUCGACCCCAGCUGAUGAUUUGAAGGACAAACUGCAUGUUCCUGAAAGUAUAGCAUCCUUGGGAGGCAUGACUGUCAAUAAAGAAAAAGAGCAAUAAGGCUUUAAGUCAGUUUUACAUUAGAAACACAAAGGCAGAAACAUCAGUUCAAAAAAUUAAAAGCAUAAUAGAUAUAUAUAUAUCAACAUAUUGGUAUUACACACAGUAUGUUAAUUUUAGUGCAAACAUACUGCUACUUGUAACUUAUAUUAAGUUUUACAGAAGAGUCUCAGCAGUUCCUUUGGGGACAUUAAUUAAUGACUCGUGUUGCUAAGCAACUUACCUUAUAUUUACAAGAUGACUGCAUUUUUAGGUAUAUUUUUGUCAGCAAAUCAUGAAGUUUUGAUCAUGAUAUGCCAGUAGACUGUUGGCAACUUAUCUAUGAAGGUGCUGCACACACAUUUAUAUUUUUUUGUUAAAGAACAGUAAAACAAAUCAAUUGUUUAUUGUCAAAUAACAGGCCUUACUUGCCACCAAGUGUUAAUGAUAUUAAGGGAGAAAGCAAGUAGAAAAGCACCUGCGGUAUUGUCUUUUGUAUUGAAGAUAUGUUAUAUACACAGAAUAAUUUUUACUUGUUAUUUUUAAGAAUGGGGUAUUUUUAUUUCUAUGCACUAAGAAUUCCAAAGAAUCUUAUUUCUUCCAAUAGAUAUGCAUAAUGUUGUUAGGUCAGGUGGUAUGGUUUAAGGAGAGUAGAAAUAAGACUUACGACUUUUGUAAGUUCAGGGGCCAAUAUUACAAAUACUUCUUUUUAUCUUGAACAAUUUAUAACAAUCAUAGUUGAAAGUUGUGGUUUAGUUUAAAACAGACAUAUCCCAUCUUUAUGGCAACAGAUGUUUUUUCAAGAAAGAUCUUCAGUACCAAGAUUAGGAAAAUAGAAACU